AUGAAGCAAAACGACGUGAUCGCGGUGAUCAUCAUCAUCCUAUUCAUCGUGCUAGCCCUGAUCGCCUUCGGCAUCUACCACCUGGUCAGCGUAGCGCGAGAGAAUGUGCACGGCACAGUAACAACCUCGUCAAGCGGGAGCAGCGGCGAGUUGGGGGAUUAA
This is a messenger RNA of Dichotomopilus funicola, 162 nucleotides long. RefSeq lists its product as uncharacterized. The coding region runs from base 1 to 162 and encodes 53 amino acids. The record is from RefSeq and is a predicted model, not a curated record. The transcript has a single exon. Lineage: Eukaryota; Fungi; Ascomycota; Sordariomycetes; Sordariales; Chaetomiaceae.